Molecule: messenger RNA, 1262 nt
Organism: Gracilinanus agilis (Agile Gracile Mouse Opossum)
Lineage: Eukaryota; Metazoa; Chordata; Mammalia; Didelphimorphia; Didelphidae
Product: biglycan
Exons: 4
Coding region: 1-540 (179 amino acids)
Molecular function (GO): protein binding
Source: RefSeq, a predicted model, not a curated record
AUGGGAGGGAACCCCCUGGAGAACAGCGGUUUUGAACCCGGAGCCUUUGAUGGCCUGAAACUGAAUUACCUUCGCAUCUCAGAGGCCAAGCUCACGGGUAUUCCUAAAGAUCUCCCUGAGACUCUAAAUGAGCUUCAUCUGGACCACAACAAGAUUCAAGCCAUUGAGUUAGAGGACCUUCUCCGGUACUCCAAGCUGUACAGGCUGGGCCUGGGACACAAUCACAUCCGAAUGAUUGAGAAUGGGAGCCUGACCUUCAUGCCCACCCUGAGGGAGCUCCACUUGGACAAUAACAAGCUGUCCAAAGUACCCCCAGGUCUCCCUGACCUCAAAUUCCUCCAGGUGGUCUAUCUUCACUCCAACAACAUCACCAAGGUGGGCGUUAAUGACUUCUGCCCUGUGGGCUUUGGCGUGAAGCGGGCUUACUACAACGGUAUCAGCCUCUUCAACAACCCUGUGCCCUACUGGGAGGUGCAGCCAGCGACUUUCCGAUGUGUUACUGACCGUCUGGCUAUCCAAUUUGGCAACUACAAGAAGUAGCCAGGCAGGGGAGGAGGCAUCAGGACCCCCUUGGGAAAGAAACCCAGCUGAGAAGGGAGAGAACAAGAGAGAGACAGAAAGAGGAGAGAGGAGGAGGCAAAGUCACAUGUAAACCCGAGCCCCACCAGCCUCACCCUUAGCUCAGUGGGAACCCUGCCCAGGCCCUCAUCCAUUCCUUAACCCCAAACUUCAAUCUACCCCAAAUUCGGAUCCUCAACUUCCCUGCAAACUUGCCCCAACCUCUAGCUCUGGUCCUGAGGCAAAGCCAUCACUUUCUCCUAGCUCCCUGACCUGCCACCAUGGCCAAAACUAUAGCUGAGUAGAGCUAGGGGUGAGGGAGAGAGGGAGGACCAAGAGGGGCAGGCAAGGGAUCUGGGAGAGCUGGAAGUCCUGCCCAGCCCAGGACCCUUAGCUUUCAAGCAUAAUCCUUCCCCAGAUCUGGUGCUUUCCGAAGCUAACCACCCUGGAGAACCAAGGAGAUGGCCAACCUGGUUAGGGUUUCCUUCCCCUCCCCUCUGCCCCCCUCAUACUCUACUCUCCCCACCCUACCCCCAACUGAAUUUCCAAAACUGAUUUCCAAAACUUCCAGUUCUGGGUAUUUCUUUUAUGUGGUUCUAUGCUGGGUUGAGUUUAAUCCCAGUGUGUCUACCCCAACAGGGAUGUCCGACUCUUCUCUCCUUUCUCCCUUCCUCCGCUCUCUUCACCCUUUCUCCCUUUCUCUU